AUGGCCGCUCCGGCCUCCUCGUCCACCACCGCAACCGCCGCGCCCGCGUCGUCGCCACCGCCCAAGCCUCCAAACCACGUCGCCAGCACCAUGCUGGAGCCACAGUCGCCGUCGCCCUGCCCCGACGCCGCGGCGCCCGCAGCCUCCAGCGUCAGCUCCGCGAGCUGCUGCUGCAGCAGCAGCAGCGCCGGCAGCAGCCAAGCGGACCGCUCGUCAACGUUCUCCGUCGACUCGUCGUCGGCCGCGACGCCGUCGUCGUCCCCGCCGCGGCCGCACCGUGCGAGCGACGUGGCGUGGGCGCCCAUCCGGGGCCGGGCGCUCGGCCCGCGGGACUUCACGCUCCUCCGCCGCGUCGGGGCCGGGGACAUCGGCACCGUCUACCUCUGCCGUCUCGAGAGCCAGGCCGCCGAGGGGUCCGCGUGCGAGUACGCCAUGAAGGUGGUGGACCGGCGCGCGCUCGCCAAGAAGGGAAAGCUGGCCCGCGCCGCGGCCGAGAAGCGUGUCCUGCGGCGGCUCGACCACCCGUUCCUGCCCACCAUGUUCGCGGACUUCGACGCCGGCACGGACUACUCGUGCAUCGUCAUGGAGUUCUGCCCGGGCGGCGACCUCCACUCCCUCCGCCACCGCAUGCCGGGCCGCCGCUUCCCACUCGCGUCGGCACGGUUCUACGCCGCCGAGGUGCUCCUCGCGCUCGAGUACCUGCACAUGAUGGGCAUCGUGUACCGCGACCUCAAGCCAGAGAACGUGCUGAUACGCGGCGACGGCCACAUCAUGCUCACCGACUUCGACCUGUCGCUGGAGUCCACGGCGUCGCCGGCUCUCGAGGACGCGAGGAACGUCAGCGACAACAGGGAGGAGGAUGUGGCGGAGCCGGCACAGCCUACCUGCCUCCCGAUCCCGGAGCUGCAGCUCCUCCGGCUGCGGCGGUGGAAGCGCCGCGCCGCGCCGCGGCCGCGGUUCGUGGCGGAGCCCGUGGACGCGCGGUCCAGCUCGUUCGUGGGCACGCACGAGUACGUGGCGCCCGAGGUCGCCCGCGGCGGCGGGCACGGCGCGGCCGUGGACUGGUGGGCCUACGGCGUGUUCAUGUACGAGCUCAUCUACGGGCGCACCCCGUUCGUCGGGGAGAGCAACGAGGCCACGCUCCGCAACAUCGUGCGCCUCCCGCUGGAGUUCCCGGCCGCCGCGACGACCACGCACAUGCACGGGGUCGGGGACUCCGCCGCGGCACGCGACCUGAUCGCGCGGCUCCUGGACAAGGACCCGGGCACCCGGCUCGGGUCGAAGCGCGGCGCCGCCGACGUGAAGGCGCACGGCUUCUUCAAGGGCCUAAACUUCGCGCUGCUGCGGUCGGUGCCGCCGCCCGUGGUGCCGCCCCCGGCCGCCCUGCACCGGUGCGACAAGGCCGCCGACGUGCAUCAGCUGUUCGAUCACUUCUGA
Miscanthus lutarioriparius is the source of this 1437-nucleotide messenger RNA. The record is from the annotation of a GenBank genome assembly. Lineage: Eukaryota; Viridiplantae; Streptophyta; Magnoliopsida; Poales; Poaceae.